Molecule: messenger RNA, 477 nt
Organism: Pocillopora damicornis (cauliflower coral)
Lineage: Eukaryota; Metazoa; Cnidaria; Anthozoa; Scleractinia; Pocilloporidae
Biological process (GO): extracellular matrix organization
Molecular function (GO): extracellular matrix structural constituent conferring tensile strength
Source: RefSeq, a predicted model, not a curated record
CAGGGUUCACCUGGUGACCCGGGAAGUCAAGGUGUUAUUGGAAAACCGGGGAAUAUCGGAUCUCAAGGAGGCAAGGGGCCCCCGGGUCCUCCCGGAGGUGCAGGUCCGUCGGGUAUUACACUUAUCGGGGCACCAGCAGGAACACUCUUGUCACAGGAUGAAAUUGACCAGAUCGUGCAAAUUUGGCAAUCUAUGCAGCGACAGAAGGGAACUUAUGGAAGGAUAGGUGCCGCAGGUCUUCCAGGAGAGCCGGGAGAAACUGGUAACCAGGGCCUUCAAGGAGAACGCGGACGCCGUGGUGCUAAGGGAAAUCAAGGAGAACAGGGUAUUCCAGGUGAUGUCGGACCGACAGGAGACCCAGGGAGACCUGGAAAGGACGGACCAGAAGGUUCUGUUGGUGAUCCAGGACCUGUGGGACUAUCAGGAGAAAAAGUGAGACUUUCUUCGCUGCAUACAGCUGUAUAUGGAUGGAGUUGA